This is a messenger RNA of Astyanax mexicanus (Mexican tetra), 1871 nucleotides long. It is a transcript of the gene angptl6, whose product is annotated as angiopoietin-like 6. The transcript has 7 exons. NCBI's taxonomy places the organism in Eukaryota, Metazoa, Chordata, Actinopteri, Characiformes, Acestrorhamphidae. The record is from RefSeq and is a predicted model, not a curated record. The coding region runs from base 232 to 1695 and encodes 487 amino acids.
AAUUUAUUUUUUUUAGCUAGACCUAAUAAUAUAUGCUAUAUAUAUAUAUAUGUAUAUGUAUAUAUAUAAUAUAAUUGCAUAUCUAGAGCACAGUUUGGAUCCCAGUUCAACAUAACUGUGUCUGGAUACAGUGAUCUUCAUCCUGGAUGAUAGCAGGAAUCUUUUAUUCUCACUUCCCUCCAAUGAAGGAGAGCCAACAGUAGGUGAAAGGAGCAUCCACUGGACAGACAAAUGGACGCUCCGGUCACAUGCACUUUAUUGCUGCUAGUGGGUUUGGUAAUGUUGGGCGUGGAGGGCCGUGAAGGGGCCUUUCAUCCUGACAGCUCCAAAAGCGAGGGUGCCCAGAAACGCCCGUCGCGCUCCUCCGACUCGAAGGCGGGCCGCUGCUCUUACACCUUCAUCGUACCCCAGCAGAAGCUGAAGGGGGCGCUGUGUGUGAGCACAGAGAGCGCGAGAGCUAACAGCUCGGAGACGGCCGCCCUGCGCACCCUGCUGGUCCGCCAGCAGGAGCAGCUGGAUUUGCUGCACAGGCGUCUGGAGCAGGAGGGGUCGCUGGCGAGCGAGGUUAGAGUGUUGCGGAGAGAGAGCAGCAGCAUGAACGCGAGGAUCACCCAACUGUACGCCCAGCUACUGAACGAGAUCCUGCACAAGCAGGAGCAGGCGAAGGAGCAGCGGCGUCUGGAGGGUCUGCUGCUCAACGCAACCUCACAGCUGUUACAGAUGUCCAAAAACUACAGAGAUCUAGAGAGGAAAUACGAAGCCCUUGCCUCUACUGUGAGCAACCAGAGUCAGAUAAUGACACACCUGGAGGAACACUGCCAGCUCUGCGACAUCGCCAAAGCACAGCAGGAUGCUGCAUCAUCAGCAGUUAAUGCGUCUGCCAGCAGCCCUGAGCCUAAACCCAUGGUCAGCUACAUCCAAAGAGACCAGAGUGCCACCCAGAACCAGGAGGAAACACUGCAGGAGGUUCAGGAGUUCUUCACGCCCUCGUCAGAUCUUUCCACAGAAGCACCAUUCAUCAGUUACCCUGUCACUAAAACCCCAGGUCCAUGGCAGGACUGCCAGCAUGUUCUUGACUCGGGUGAAAGCACAAGCGGCAUUUACCUGCUACGUCCACGCCAGUCCAACCGCCUGCUGCAGGCGUGGUGUGAGCACGGGCGAGCUCUCGGCGGCUGGACCGUCAUCCAGAGGAGACAGGACGGCUCGGUAAACUUCUUCAGGAACUGGGAGCAGUACAAGCAAGGUUUUGGGAAUCUGGACGGCGAGUACUGGCUGGGUCUGGAGCACCUGUACUGGCUGACCUCUCAGGCCACCUAUAAGCUCAGAGUGGUUAUGGAGGACUGGCAGGGACGGCAGGUAUUUGCUGAGUAUGACAGCUUCAGGGUGGAGCCCGAGAGUGACUGGUAUCGCCUGAGGCUGGGAAACUACCAAGGAAACGCUGGUGACUCUCUAUCAUGGCACAGCAACAAAGCUUUCACCACUCUUGACCGUGACAAGGAUGCCUACUCAGGUAACUGUGCCCAUUACCAGAAGGGUGGUUGGUGGUACCACAUGUGUGCCCACUCUAACCUGAAUGGGGUGUGGUACAGAGGGGGGCAUUACCGAAGCCGCUACCAGGAUGGAGUCUACUGGGCCGAGUUCCACGGUGGCUCAUACUCUCUUAAGAAGGUCAUGAUGAUGAUCAAGGCCAUUUGAUGAGAACAAAAGUUGGAGAGAUGGACAAAGUGCCAGUGGAAAGUACCAGGAGGGACGUUUUUUAUGUGGAUACGGGACAGAUAUGGCAAUAAAAGGUUGAAAAUCUUCAAAAAACUGGGUUCUAUUAUGUUUGUUGGACCUGAAGUUUCCUUUUUUAUUAAAAAAAAUGAUUUUAA